CUUUCAGCAUUUAUUAUGGAAAUAAUCAGUCGUGUUGCUGUGAUUUUGUUUUAAUUGUAUUGUUUCUUAUUUUUUUUUUAUUUUAGCUGACGAUGCUGCACGCCCAAAAUCCUCACGGCACAUCUCCAUGUUCCCUGCGAGUUAAAUUUAAUUCGGACUCUCUGAGCAGCACGGCGAGGCGUCAGCCACUAGAGGCUGCACUAGCAAAGACACAGAUACAUGGAUCAAUACUGAGAGAGGGAGAGAACGGCAGAACAAUCAAUGGAGAAGCAGAAAAAGGGAGAUGGUGGGAUAGCGUGCAGUUCAGCUCAGCGAGGAAGGGUGGCAGAGUGAGGAGAUAGCUGGAGUGAGCAUUGUGGCAGCUGACAACCUCAAAAAGAGAGAAAGAGAGAGAGAGAGAGAGAAGGGGGGAGGGAGAGAGAGAGUGGAGCACCACGUUGCCCAUCCUUAUAUUCCCCUCUGCAGCUGUGCGAGGCAGAGUGAGCGGUGGAGAGGACAGAGCACAUCUGAGUCCAGUGGAAACAGCAGGACCACGUACCACUUGGCUGAGAGAUCGAUGCGCUUCCGCCGAGCCGCGCAGGAAGGCUGAGUGACCCGUAGGACGUCCGCGCACUACACAGGAAAAGAGGCGAAGAGAGCGAGAGAGUACCCGAAGGGACGGGAGAGAGUGAAGAGAGCUGGAGGGAGAGACGAUUACCAGAGGCCAAUUUGAAAGCUUUCAGCUGCCCACUCAGACCAGACAGUAACCUGUUAAAAGGAUCAACUCCGGUUGUUACUCUCAAGGUGCGGAGACAGACAGAGAGACUGGCAACAAGAGCACAAAGUCCUCACAGCAAAGGUGCACGUGAACGGGGGUGGUGAGGUUUGUUCCCAGCAUGCCACUGGCACGGCAGCUUCACCGGGCCACAGCGUCCACAGCUAGCUGGACCAUCGCUUUGACUCUCCUUCUUGCUCUACAGGGCGCCGCUCACGCUGCUCCGUCAGGGGACAACAAGCUGGUGCGCACCACCAGGGUGAGGAGGCAGACCCCGGGGGGGGAUCAGCCCUCCUCGGCUUCCUCAGCCAACCAGACCUUGCGGGAUCAACCUGUGGUCUUUAACCACGUCUACAACAUCAAUGUACCCUUGGAGUCUCUGUGCUCCGUUGACCUGGAUGCCUCCGGACCACCUGACGGUUCUCGUGGCGAGUUGGGAUCUAGGCCUUCUAUGGAGGGUCCAGUGGAUCCAGUCGGACCGACAGAAUACACUGAGCAGACGCUGGAUGCUGACAGUCAGGUAACAUUCACUCACCGCAUCAACAUCCCAAAAGCAGCGUGCGGUUGUCCGGCGACGACCACGAUCCAGCAGCUCGCCACCCGAGUCGAGAUGCUGGAGAGAGAGGUGUCCAUGCUCAGGGCUCAGUGUGGAUCUGGAUGCUGUGGGGACAGCUCGGCCAUGGGCCGCUUUGACUUCGUCCCAGGCUGCAGCGGCCACGGCAGCUUCAGCUUCGACAUGUGCGGCUGCAUCUGCGAAGAAGGCUGGACCGGCAAGAACUGCUCGGAGCCGCGCUGCCCCAACGACUGCUCCGGCCAGGGCGUGUGCGUCGAGGGGGAGUGCGUGUGCGACCGCGACUUCGGGGGCGACAACUGCUCCGAGCCGCGCUGCCCCUCGGACUGCUCGGGCCGCGGGCUGUGCAUCGACGGCGAGUGCGUGUGCGAGGAGUCCUUCACGGGCGAGGACUGCAUGGUCGGGAGGUGCCUCAACGACUGCUCGGACCAGGGCCUGUGCGUCAACGGGACGUGCCAGUGCCGGCCCGGGUACGUGGGCGAGGACUGCUCGCUGGUGUACUGCGCCAACAACUGCAGCAAGAAGGGAGUCUGCAAGGAGGGCUUCUGCGUCUGCCAGGACGGCUUCGCCGGGGAUGACUGCAACUCUGUUGCACCAGCCAUGAACUUGAAUGUACGAGGAGUGACCGAUCGAACCAUUGACCUGGAAUGGGAGGGGUCAGUGGUGCUGACAGAUUUCUUAGUGACUUACACACCGGGCAGCCCCGGAGGUGUGCAGAUGGAGAUAAGGAUUCCAGGCAACACCACCACAUGCACUAUCUCAGGGCUGGAAGCAGGCUUGGAGUACAACAUCAACGUGUUCGCUGUCAUUAACAACAGUAUCAGCGUUCCUGCAAGCAUUACUGUGUGGACCUAUCUCUCCAAUCCGGAUAGUUUAGUCUUCAAAUCCAUCACUGAGACGUCGGUGGAGGUCCAGUGGAAACCCUUCUACUAUUCCUUCGAUGGAUGGGAGAUCAGCUUCAUCCCCAAGGACAACGAUGGAGGGAUGACGGCGCAGCUGCCCAGCACCAUCACCUCGUUUGUGCAGACCGGCCUGAGGCCGGGCGAGGAGUACACGGUGAACCUGGUGGCGCUCAGAGACCAGGGUCGAAGCCAGCCGGUCACCGCCGUCGUCACCACAUUGAUUGAUGGCCCCACUCAGCUGAUUGUGCGGGACGUGUCGGACACCGUGGCCUUUGUGGAGUGGACGGCACCGAAGGCAAAGAUCGAUCAGAUCGUGUUGCGUUACGGCCUCGUGGGAGGAGAGGGCCCACGGACCACCUUCCGCCUCCAGCCCACGCUCAGCCAGUACUCUCUGCAGGUUCUGCGCCCUGGCUCGCGUUACGAGGUGUCUGUGAGCGGUGUGAGGAAAGGAAACGAGAGCGGAUCCAUUUCCACUGAAUUUACAACCGCUUUAUCGUUCUUCUCAGAGAUCGAUGCGCCCAAGAACCUGCGGCUCGUGUCCAAGACCUCUACCACCCUCGAGCUUGAAUGGGAUAACAGUGAAGCUGAGGUGGAGGGCUACGAGGUGGUGUACAGCACUUUAGCUGGAGAUCAGUACGAUAAAGUGAUCGUGCCGCGCAACGAGGGAGCAACCACUAAGACCACACUCACAGACCUGCUGCCUGGCACCGAGUACGGCAUCGGCAUUUCUGCUAUGAAAGACAGCAACCAGAGUACGCCAGCAACAAUGAACGCAAGGACAGAUCUGGAUGUACCCCUGGAUCUAACUGUGACAGCUUCCACAGACAACACCAUCACUCUGGUGUGGGGCGUCGUUCAGGGCCCCAUCGACCACUACAGGGUCACCUACACGUCUUCCUCCGGUGUCACUACGGAGCUGACAGUUCCUAAAGAUGUAACCACCACCACUCUGACAGACCUUGAGCCUGGGACUGAGUACACCAUCACUGUAGCAGCGAGAAGAGGGAGACAGCAGAGCACUGCAGCUACCAUAGACGCCUUCACAGGAAUCCGGCCUGUAACCCACCUCUACUUGUCAGAGGUGACUUCAGACUCCGUGUCGGUGGCGUGGAGUGCCCCAGCUCCGCCUGCCGACCUCUUCAUUCUGAGCUACAGCUCGGCCGACGGGACCGACACCUCUAAGGUGACGUUGGAUGGCUCCAAGACGAGGUCACUGGUCCAAGGGCUGCUGCCGUCCACUCAGUACACCGUCAGUCUAAUCACAAUACAGGGAGAUGUUACAUCUGAGCCCAUUACCGCAUCACUCACUACAGGCAUGGAUCCCCCAAAAGAGAUGAUGGUGUCAGAUGUGACAGAGGACGCAGUGACCAUCUCUUGGAUCAAACCACUGGCUCCAUUUGAAUACUAUAAGCUGUCCUACCAGUCAGCCAGAGGUCGAGUGGACAGCGUAGUGAUUGACAGCGAUGUGACAAACUACACCCUGUCCAGUCUGUUUCCUGCCACCGAGUACGAGAUCAGUCUCAACGCUGUCAGAGGGAGUCAGGAGAGCAAAGUGGUCACCACAUCAGUCUUCACAGCGAUGGAUAUGCCGGCUGAGCUGACAGCCCUCAACAUCACUCCGCAGGGAGCCCUGCUCAGAUGGAAUCCGCCCGUUUCCAAUGUCGACAACUAUGUGCUGACCCUCACGCACAACCAGGUGACAGCCGAUACUUUCCUGGUGGAAGGCAACAAGCAAGAGCACCAGUUGUCCAACCUUAAGCCAAGCACCACCUACUCUGUCGCUCUCUACGCCACCAAAGGACCCCUCACAAGUGGCACCGUCAUCACCAACCUCCAAACACCCAUGGAUGCACCCUUGAACCUGACAGCCAGUGAAGUGAAUCACCGCAGCGCUCUCAUUUCCUGGCAGCCGCCUAUCGCAGAAAUUGACAACUACAUGCUCACCUACAAGUCGGCUGAUGGCAACCGCAAGGAGCUGAUCCUCGAUUCAGAGGACACGUGGAUUCGACUGGAAGGACUGGCGGAGAUCACUGAGUACACCGUCCAGCUCCAGGCUGCGAGAGGACUAGACACCAGCGCUGUAGUCUCCACUACUUUUACUACAGGGAGUCGUUUGUUCGCUACACCUCAGAACUGUGCCCAACACCUGCUGAACGGGGAGAAUCUGAGCGGCGUCUACACCAUUUACAUCAACAGAGACCCCAGCCAGGGUGUGCAGGUGUACUGUGACAUGACCACAGAUGAAGGAGGCUGGAUUGUAUUCCAGCGCCGUCAGAACGGCCUGACAGACUUUUCCAGGAAGUGGAGUGACUAUCGCGUCGGCUUUGGAAACCUGGAGGAUGAGUUCUGGCUCGGUCUAGACAACAUCCAGAGGAUUGCUGCUCAGGGUCGCUACGAGCUAAGGAUUGACAUGAAGGACGGACAGGAAUCGGUCUACGCCAAUUAUGACAAGUUCUCCGUUGGAGAUGCAAGAAACCUCUACAAGCUCAGGAUAGGAGAGUACAAUGGCACCGCUGGUGACUCUCUGAGCUACCACCAGGGCCGGCCCUUCUCCACAAAAGACAGAGACAAUGACAUCGCUGUCACUAACUGUGCCUUGUCUUACAAAGGAGCCUGGUGGUACAAGAACUGCCACCGGGCCAACCUCAACGGCAAAUACGGGGAGUCCAGACACAGUCAGGGUAUCAACUGGUACCACUGGAAAGGCCAUGAGUUCUCCAUUCCCUUCGUGGAGAUGAAGAUGAGGCCGUUCAACUUCCGUAGCAUCAGCAGCAAGAGGAGGCGAUCCACCCCUGUAUAAACAAACCACCUCUUCCUCUUCCACCUUCUCCUCCUCCUCCUCCUCCUCCUCCUCCUCCCAGCCCAGAGCCACGGAUAAACAGAGUUCGGAUGAUGUUCAGUGAUUGAGUUUCUGCUCGCUUGCAGUAAAGGCAGCCUGGAUUGUAACUGAGCCAAGCCUCGUUAGCGAGGCUGAAAAAAAAGAAAAAAAGGUGGGUCUCUACAUAAAGCUACUAAUAUUUUGUCAAGAUUUGUAAAAGUAAUACAACACAUUAAUAAACUAGCAAGCAGAAGUAAAAAACAAACAAGCAGACGCGGCAACAAUGUCUGAACUCUGUUUAUCUCUGCCCAGCUUUAGCCGUCCCUCCCUGCUGUACUUCUACCCAGACGAUAGAAGACUGUAUGUAAUUUAUUGAAUACUUUGAAUGACAAUGGUUCUGUUUGCUGUCAAAAAAAAAAAAAACGGAAAGGCAAACCAAGAAGCUUUGGUUUUCUUUAAUCUGUGAUUUGCCUUUCCCCCGGGAUGUGAGGAAACGUGCUGAAAACUUCUCUCUGGAGUGAGAGUUAGUGUUAUUUUAACCGUUACAAAAUAACUCUUUUAACUAAAAAUAUACUGUAUAUGCCCUUAAAACCCUUAACUGUAAUAUAUAUAUAUAUUUUUAUAACUGAUAUUGUGACAACGUCCAUCUAUUUAAUAUGAUUUGAUGCCUUGGUUUUGAAUUGACACGAUGACAAACACCGGACAUGAGGUCAUAUUAACGUUAUAGUAAAAAGCAAAAGAGCCAUCGUUUGUCAUUCAUAAAGCAGUGCACCAGCAACAGCUUCGUUCCCAUCGAUUUGUUUCACCUUCCAAUAUCGUUUGUGUUGCGUUAUUCAAACGGGAUGAUAGUAAUCAUCGACAUUACAUUAUACUGGUCGUCACACUGAGACAGUAUUUGCACUGUGAGUGGGAACACAGCAAAGCUAUUGUUGUUCAUUUAAUUUAAUUUUAGUUGUUCGUGGCCAUUUAAUGUUUCCCCUGCUUUUAUUUUCAAGCAAAACACCGUCUCCUAUUAAGUGCGUCGCUCCCGUCGUAGAUGCUGUGAUUGCUUGCAGGGAUGGUGCCGAUAGACUUAACCAAAGACUUGCAGAAUAAAGACUCAGCCUGCUGUUUGGAAAGAUGCCAGUCACCAAAGUCACUGAAGCAGCUUUUUUCCUCUUUUAAUAGAGUCCCACUUUUCGGGGCCUUUUAUGGCGCCCGCGUCCCCAGGCAUUAUUUUAUGCAUUGUGAUCAUUCUAUGCAGAGGAACGUCGGGGCGGGCACAGCGGAGCGUUUUGCCUGGCCCCACUCCCACCGCUAGCUGAAAUGAACUUAACAAAGAAAGCAGAACAGUAGGUGGAGCGGGGCCAAGUCUUUCUUCUGCGCUUUUCUUUUUACUCGCUCCACAAUGUAAGCUCCCCAGCGAAACAAGAAAAUCAGCAAACACGCCUGUGAAUGUGUUCAUUUUAGUGGUAAUCUGCAAACAUUGUGUUUUACUCCGGUGCCAGUUCGGUGCGUUUUUUUUUUUUUUUUUUUUGUUAUUUUAGUUUUUUUCUUGAAACUGUUUUGCUGUUGCAGUCUUCUCUGUGGGAGGAAGAUUAUCUGUGUGGAGUUUAAAGGCGAACCACACACAACGUCGUGUCCGCUACAAUCUAUAGAAACGAGCGUCACCAUCACUGCAAGCAACAUCUUGUAUAUUUUUCCCCCCUGUCUGAGGAGCUGUUCUAAAUAUUUCUUUCUUCAGUUCACCUUCUCUAACUGAAGCAAACCAGCAAAUCCGGCUUCUGCCACGCGACUGUGUCUGUGUUCGAUUUGAUUUCUCCUCUUUAGACUCGAAAAACGAUAGCGAUUCUCCCCUCUUUAAAUUACUAAUAUACUCAUGUAGUUAGAGAGUUGAAGAUACCGUGUCAUUUGAUGUGUUCCCCCUUUAGAUGCAAACCUAUUCAGAAAGCCUUGUUGAACCUUUCCAUUCUAACCGCUGUACUCCUAACCACUGCUGGGCUCAAAGGAUGGAUGGAGCCUACUGCAUGUCGACUAAACUGCGAUGAAGAGUCUGAUAGUAAAUAACAAAUGUCCUGCGUAUAUAUAUGUGUUUCAACUCUGAUUUCUAGUCAUGUUCCUUUCGAGAGUUUUUAAAGGUGGAAGAUGUACGUCACUGGGAUCACCGACGAUCGACACGCGACCUUUCCCAGCUCUGAUUUACGUUUCAUUGCCGGAGCGACCGCUCAUGCCGUCCAUCUACCCGUAGUGAUUUCUAGUAGAUUAGAGAAUUUCCCCCGUGUACUUAUUUCAUUAACUACUUAGAAGUUUGCCUCAGAGGGUUUUUGUACAAGGUAAACAGAGUUAAGGAAGCUUUGCAGAGAACAAGCUGAAUGUUAUUUGUAUUGCGAGGGACUGCAAACAUUAGGUGCUCUUAAAUCCUUAAAAGAAGAAAGCUAAGGUUACAUUUGUGUUUGUUCUCCAUAUUAAUACCAUUAAUACUUUAUUAAUAUAGGUUUGUUGCCCUUUACGUUUGUUUAAAGCAUCCUACAUUGCGUUACAUCCAUAGGUGUAAUAAUAACAACCGUAGUAAUGUUACUCCUGUCUGCUGUAUUAUGUGAAAUUGAACUGACUUGGGAGACUUCUGGCAUCAAGUAAGAAGGUAUAAUUGUUCUCUUUUUUUCUUGUUUUCUUUUUGGAUAUUAAAUUGGCAUUUCUUCUGUAAUUCUCUUGUUUUUUCUUUUCAUGUAAAAAUGUUAAGCUUAUUUUAUUUUAUUUUACUAGUGGUUUUCAAAAGUGUUUCUUUUAUGUGCAACUAAGCUACUGUGACCAAGUAAUUUCCCAUGUGGAUCAUUAAAGUCUGCCUAAGUCUAACCCCCCAAAAUCCACGCGAGGCGGCUGCAGGAGCCGAUCGCAGCCGCUGCAGUUAAGGCUCAUGAUUCCAGACGUGCCGCAGUGCGUUUCAGAAGCUCCUAAUAAACAGCUACCGGGCCGCUAUAAAUACGCUCCCAGCCUUUUUUUUAUUUUAUUUUACAGAAACCGUGUCAAGCUCCACAGAGCAGAUGAAGCAGACAGAAAGUUGAACAUGGGAACAAGGGAGAACAUUCAACACUGCUAAAUAAAACCAACUUUAUUAAAGCAAAAGCUACAACAGAGCCACGGCCGCCACUUAAACUUCACACUCAGUCUGUACCAGAAUCCAUUCAUGGUGUUAUGUAUCGCUCUUUUACAAGACAAGACAACUUGCCCCUUUUUAUUUAUUUCUCUGCUAUUUAUUGUCCACUUUCCCCGUAACAUAAAGUCCUGUAUGGAUCUUAUGUUGUAGAUAAAUAAAGCAAAAAAAAAAAAAAAAAAAAGCUCUAUUUAUUCAUGGUUUAUGUUCACAAGUCCAUCAGCCGAUAUUGCCAUCGUAGUUGGUGAUAUUUGUUCUCUGAGCCACAUAUUUAAAUGUGUUGAUUUGAAAUCUUGCCGUGAAAAAGUUAAAUGUUGCGAAAUUUGGAUAAUGACUGUUUGAAAAGCUCCUACAAGCUGAGGCUGAGGAUUUAUUGUUGGAUAACCUUGGAUAAUGCUGUCAAAUUUAGCUCUAGUUUGACUUAAACAUGUACUAUAUAGUUCCUUUUUUAAUACAUUUUCUACAUAUUAAUAAAAUAUUCAAAUAGUCUGA
This is a messenger RNA of Mugil cephalus (flathead mullet), 8667 nucleotides long. RefSeq names its product tenascin R (restrictin, janusin) (gene tnr). The transcript is spliced from 31 exons. The record is from RefSeq and is a predicted model, not a curated record. NCBI's taxonomy places the organism in Eukaryota, Metazoa, Chordata, Actinopteri, Mugiliformes, Mugilidae. Bases 876 to 5027 code for a protein of 1383 amino acids. Gene Ontology annotation, molecular function: protein binding.